Impatiens glandulifera is the source of this 3368-nucleotide messenger RNA. Its product is annotated as nuclear pore complex protein NUP96. The record is from RefSeq and is a predicted model, not a curated record. Gene Ontology annotation, biological process: nucleocytoplasmic transport. Lineage: Eukaryota; Viridiplantae; Streptophyta; Magnoliopsida; Ericales; Balsaminaceae. The coding region runs from base 70 to 3159 and encodes 1029 amino acids. The transcript is spliced from 5 exons. Gene Ontology annotation, cellular component: nuclear pore. Gene Ontology annotation, molecular function: structural constituent of nuclear pore.
CUUUUUAUCAGGAUUUUCUGGACAAUUUUCACUUAUUUAAUCCAAGACCAUAUGUAAAUUCUAUUUGUGAUGGAAUUUGAUGUGGGAACUUCUUGUUGUGACCUCAUUUGUGGAUCUCAACACAAGAAAAGGAGAAUAUCUGUCAACCAUGUUGAUUCUCCAACAAUGUGCUGUGUUUCGAGUGAUCAUGCUGCUGCCUCUUUACCCACUUUGAGGUCGUGCGACUACUAUAUGCAACCAUGCUUGAAUAACUUGCUGGUUUUGGAGUCCAUUGAUCCUGGAUACUGCUGCCGCGUCAAGGAUUUCACUGUUGGAAGGAUUGGAUAUGGGCAUGUCAAGUUUAUUGGUGAGACUGAUGUUAGAUGUUUGAAUUUAGAUCAAAUUGUCAAGUUUCAAAAGCAUGAGAUAGUUGUUUAUGAAGAUGAUAUGGAAAAGCCAGCUGUAGGUCAGGGAUUGAACAAGCCAGCUGAAGUAACUUUGUCAUUGAACAUAGAAUUUUCGAAUUAUGGGGAAGAGAGCCUAAAAAAAGUAGAGACAAAACUGAAACUCUAUACGGAGAGGCAAGGUGCAUGCUUUAUUUCAUUUGACUCAUCAACCGGUGAAUGGAAAUUUCUGGUAUCCCAUUUUAGUCGGUUUGGAUUGAGUGAUGGAGAAGAAGAAGACAUCAUAAUGGAUGAUGCUCCAGAGGAAAUACAAGAUCCCGUGGAUAUGAAUGGUGAAGAUUUAACUGAUAACGAUGAAAUGGCCAUUUCAGAUCCAACUCUACUUUCGCAUUCUCUUCCAGCCCAUCUUGGUCUUGAUCCUGUUAGGAUGAAAGAAAUGCGGAUGUUGAUGUUCCCUACAGAAGAAAACGAUUUCGAUGAUUUUGAGGGGGGGCCUUUUGACCAUAAAUCACAAUUUCAUAAAGAAACAGCAACAAAAUCUCCUCUACAGCAUUCUAUUCAAAAGAUGCUUCAGAAGUCCAGCUCCAGUAUAGUGCGGAAGACUCCUGUAGCAUUGCUUGAGUACAAUCCUAGUAGUUUUGGUUCUGGUACUACUGGGACCAUGGUAAUGGCCCAACAAAACAAGGGCCUUCCUGUAAAAACAACAAAAGCAGAAGGGUUUGUGUUGGAAUCCAAAAAUGAUACCCCUGUUACAAGCAGUCUCUCACGCAACAUUGUUGACGCAGGAUUGUUUAUGGGCAAGUCAUUUCGAGUAGGGUGGGGUCCCAACGGUGUUCUUGUUCACUCACAGGGGUUAUCAUCAAUAAUUAAAUUGGAAAGGGUUGCAAUUGACUACGUUGUUAGGGAUGAAAGUAAAAAAAUCAAAGAGGAACUCAUUAGCCAUUGUUUCGAUUUGCCAUUAAGUCUUCAUAAGGAGAUGGAGGAAGAAAUUAAAGAAGUUGACGCAGGUCCCUUCAAACUAAAGCUAUUAAGACGCGUUCAUGAUCCAUUUACGCUUUCCAACAUCUGUCGGAGUUAUAUAUCAACAAUCGAGAAACAGUUGGAAGUCUCUGGAAUAUCUUCUUCUUCUCGGAUUGUUUUGAUGCAUCAGGUUAUGGUUUGGGAGCUAAUAAAAGUUCUGUUUUCUGCCAAGGGACAAUCAAAGCCUGAUAAUGAAGAGGAGGAGGGUGUGAUGGAUGAUGACAUGGAAUCUCUGACCUUAAUACGUAGAGCGGAAUUCAGUUAUUGGUUGCAAGAGUGUGUGUGUCAUCGAGUUCAAGAAGAAGUGAGUUCCUUAAACGACUCAAAUGACUUAAUGAACAUAUUCUUUCUCAUGACUGGACGUCAACUGAAUUCCGCUGUCGAAAUUGCUGCCUUUCGUGGUGAUGUUAGACUUGCUUGCCUUUUAAGCCAGGCUGGCGGAUCCAUGAUGAAUCGCGUCGAUAUUGAUCGACAGCUUAAAACCUGGACCAACAAGGGUCUCGACUUCAAUUAUAUAGAGGAAGAUAGAAUAAGACUUUUUAUGUUACUUUCUGGUAAUAUCCAUGGUGCAUUACAGGACAUAGAAAUCGAUUGGAAGAGAUUCAUGGGACUGUUAAUGUGGUAUCAACUCCCACCAAACACUCCAUUAGCCACUGUUUUCCGUACUUAUCAGAAACUUAUUGAUGAUGGAAGAGCUCCACGUCCAGUACCUAUUUAUAUCGAUGAAGGGCCAUUGGAGGAAACUGCAAAUUGUAAUAGUAAUACAAGAGAGCAUUUUGACCUUGCAUAUCACCUAAUGCUUCUUCAUGCUAGUGAUGAGACGGACAUUGUUGCUCUCAAGACAAUGUUUUGUGCAUUGGCUUCAACAUAUGAUCCGUUAGAUUAUCAUAUGAUUUGGCAUCAGAGGCAAGUUUUAGAAGCAGUUGGUGCUUUUACAUGCGACGAUCUUCAUGUUCUUGAUAUGGGACUUGUUUCCCAACUUCUUUGUUUGGGACAAUGUCAUUGGGCCAUCUAUGUUGUUCUUCAUAUGCCAUAUCGUGAUGAUUUUCCAAAUCUUCAGGCUACAGUUAUUAGAGAAAUCUUGUUCCAGUACUGUGAAACUUGGAGUAUGCAAGAACAGCAGCGUCAAUUUAUUGAAGAGUUGGAAGUUCCUUCAGCAUGGUUACACGAGGCUAUGGCAGUAUACUUCAAUUACUGUGGUGAUCUUCCAAAGGCUUUUGAGCACUUCCUUGAAUGUGGAAAUUGGCAAAAAGCGCACUCAAUUUUUGUAAUUUCAGUAGCAUCAUCUUUGUUUCUAUCAGGUGAACACUCUGAUCUAUGGAGGCUAGCCACAUCCAUGGAAGACCACAAGUCAGAGAUUGAAAAUUGGGAUCUGGGAGCAGGACUUUUUAUAUCUUUCUAUCUGUUACGGAAUUCUUUACAGGAAGAUAGCGAUUCCAUCAAUGAACUGGAUACACUAGACAGCAAAAAUGAUGCGUGUAGGGACUUCUUUGGUAAAUUAAACAAGUCUUCAUCUGUUUGGGGCGACAAAUUAUCAAUUGAUUCAAGAGUAACAUUAUCGAAAAUAGGAGAGGAAAUCAGCAAUAUGCUUGUUAGUGACGAUGGAGAGAACUCGAGUCGUGAGAGUCAGUUAAGCUGUUAUGAUACGGUUUUAAAUGCUCGUCGUAUAACUGAAGAUGUUCGAUCGUAUCAUCUACAAGAUGCAAUUUCGGUUUUUACAUGUUACCUAUCAGAAGCAGCAGCAGCUUCUUCUUAGUGUUGAUAAGCUGAAACCCGAAAUCAGAUUUUUUUUCUUUCUUUCUGUGUCUCAAUCACUAAAAAGGUUGCUUUUUGUGUGAUUUGUUUAAGAUUUGAAAAAAUAGAUGAAAUUGUUAUAAUUGAGAGGCAUUUGAUGAUGAUAUUGAUAAAGUAUGUGAAAUUUUCUUGUCCUGAGAAACAUUUGAUUUUGAUAAACAUUUUGUGUAA